This is a messenger RNA of Pseudoliparis swirei, 2255 nucleotides long. RefSeq names its product methyltransferase 13, eEF1A lysine and N-terminal methyltransferase (gene mettl13). The coding region runs from base 94 to 2178 and encodes 694 amino acids. The transcript is spliced from 9 exons. Lineage: Eukaryota; Metazoa; Chordata; Actinopteri; Perciformes; Liparidae. The record is from RefSeq and is a predicted model, not a curated record.
CAUGUGGACAAGUUGCUGUCAACAGACUCUGUCGCGGGGAAGUGGAACGUUAUUUCUGUCCGGGGGGCUUCAGUAGCCUCUCCGCGGCCCACCAUGGAUCUGCUACCCCGCACGGCCGUGGAGUUCAGCUCCGCGGAGUACUGGGAGAGGUUUUUUAAGAAGCGCGGGGAGAAGGCUUUCGAGUGGUACGGAGACUACAACAAACUUUGCGGCGUGCUGCACAAAUACAUCAAGGUCCAAGAUAAGGUGCUGGUGGUCGGCUGUGGCAACUCGGAGCUGAGCGAGCAGAUGUACGACGUCGGCUACAAGCGCCUCACCAACAUUGACAUCAGCGAGACGGUGGUGACCCACAUGAACCAGAGGAACGCCGAGCGCCGGCCGGGCCUCGUCUUCCAGCAGGUGGACGCGACUCAAACGCCCUACGAGGACGCCAGCUACCAGGCCGCUCUGGACAAGAGCACGCUGGACGCCAUGGCGUCGGAGGAGGAGGGAGCCCUGGCCAGGAGCAUGCUCACCGAGGUGAGCCGCGUGCUCGCCGUCGGCGGGCGCUACGUCUGCGUGACGCUGGCGGAGGAGAGCGUGGUCAAGCUGGCCGUGGAGCACUUUGUGCGGCUGGGCUGGGCCGUGAGGCUCCACUGCCUGCAGGAGGAGAGCGGGCGCCAAGAGGACUCCUUCGCGCUGCCCGUCUUCGUGCUGGUGUGCACCAAGUUCCGCCGGCCGAUGGCCGCGCCCAUCCUGGAGAUGUGCCUCGGGGAGGACGGCGCCCCGGCGCGCCUCGCGAGCGUCGCCGACCUGCUGACGGCCGUGCGCGAGCGCCAGGCCUACGCCGUGUUGAAGAAGAGGCUGCGCAGCGGCACGGACGCCGGCUCCAACCUCUCCCUCAGCCUGUGCCACGCCGGGACCGGCCUCCCCCGGUACACGCUCACGGUGCAGGAUUGUCCCCCGGGGGCCAAGGUGCCCAGAUCGAACCAGUUUGCCAUUUUUAUCGUGCCUCAGGGCAGCGAGACCGCCUGGCUCUACAGCUCCGCGGAGGGGCGGCGGCAGCUGGCGGCCAGCGCCAACUUCCGCCGCCUGGUCGUGGCGGCGAUGCACAGGAACCAGGAGUACACGGACAUGCAGGCCGUCCAAUCGGAGCUCUCGCCGAUGGUGAUGGACCUGGCUCCGCCGGGCAUGCCGGCCAACCAGCAGGUGCCGUUUCUGUCGGUGGGAGGCGACCUGGGCUGGCGAGAGGAGGUCAGCAGGGGCGUGAGCGAGCUGAGCGGGGAGUACUGUGUGGAGAACGUCCGAGGGGAAGACGGGGAGCUGUACCGGAGACUCAUCUUCCUCUCCAAUGCCGCUCUCGUCCAAUCGGAGAGCCGCCUCGUCCCGUCGAGCAGCGCAUCGAGUCACAAGAAGAGGAACAAAAAGAAGACCAAGCCGACCUCGUCCUGCGCCUCGCUGCCGGUGGACAGCAGCUUCCUCUGCUGCGCUCACCACGAGGUCAUGGUGGCCGGCCUCGCCGCGCUCGGAGUCGGCACGCCGGAGAACAAAGGCGUGCCGGUGUCGGUGCUCCUGGUGGGGCUCGGCGGAGGAGGCCUGCCUCAGUUCCUCCGGGACUUUGUGCCCGACGUCGCCGUCGAGGUGGUGGAGCUGGACCCCGUCGUGAUGCAAGUGGCCGAGGAAUGGUUCGGCUUCCGACCCGACGAGCGCCUGACCGUCACGCUGGGAGACGGCCUCGAACGCAUCUGCGCCCUGGAGGAAGGAGGUGAUCGUUUGUUCGACGUGGUCAUGUUCGAUGUGGACAAUAAAGACACCAGUCUGGGUAUGAGCUGUCCCCCCGCUGCCUUUGUAGAAACCUCCAUCCUGCAGAAGGUCUGCAGACUGCUGACCCCCAGAGGUGUCUUCAUCCUGAACCUCGUGUGCCGGGACUCGGCCUUGAGGAGAAGCGUGCGUGAGCGCGUGAGCGCCGAGUUUCCCACCAUCCUCUCCCGGAAGGUCGAAGGCGAGGUCAACGAGGUGCUGCUGUGCUCUCGCGGCGCGGCAGACGGGUCGUCGGACGCCGCCCGGGCCCUCCCGGCCCUGAACCGGGCGGCCAAGAGCCUGCAGGGCGCGCUGCUCUCCGGCGGGAAUGGAACCAGCAGCCGCCGCCGCCCGCACAUCGACGUGGCGGAGCUGUUAAAGGACCUGCGAGUGGAGUGAAGUCUGACACGCUGACAUACCAGAGAGAGAGAGAGACAUUCACCAUGUGCAAUCUAAUAAAAAGUAUGUUGAUGCAG